Molecule: messenger RNA, 2805 nt
Organism: Colletotrichum destructivum
Lineage: Eukaryota; Fungi; Ascomycota; Sordariomycetes; Glomerellales; Glomerellaceae
Product: Putative transketolase, thiamine diphosphate-binding protein
Exons: 3
Coding region: 252-2483 (743 amino acids)
Biological process (GO): pentose-phosphate shunt
Cellular component (GO): cytosol; nucleus
Molecular function (GO): transketolase activity
Source: RefSeq, a predicted model, not a curated record
CUGCUCUCCGCGGUUGUGCCGCCUCUCUUUCUCUCUCUGAUCUUGAUCCUAUUUCUGUAUUCCUCGCAAGAGACACUUAAUGCCAUUUUCCUUUUUGAGACCUACGCUUUCUGUCUCUGCCUUGACAUCACGGCUUUGCGUACACGAUAUACCCGACGCGCUGAGUUACACAACGAACACCACUCGCUGAGAUUGAGAUACCCUCGUCGACUAUAGACACAAAUACACACACACAAACACACACAAACAUCAUGGCACCCAGUGCUGUCUCCGAGCCCGUGCCGCAAGAGGGCAUCGUGGCCGCCAAAGGCGUCAUCAACGGCUCCAACAACAGCAACACGGCGGCGGCCGGCCAGUUCACCCUCACAGACGCCGAGAAGAAGCAGGUCGACCUCGUCCUCCGCACGUUCCGCUGCCUCAUCGCCGACCUGUGCGAGCAGUACAAGGGCGGCCACCCGGGCGGCGCCAUGGGCAUGGCGGCCAUCGGCACGUCGCUCUGGAAGUACGCCAUGCGGUACUCGCCCCGGAACCCCAACUACUUCAACCGGGACCGCUUCGUGCUGUCCAACGGCCACACGUGCCUGUUCCAGUACGCCUUCCUGCACCUGACGGGCUACCGGAACAUGACCAUGGACCAGCUCAAGUCGUACCACUCGAGCCGCACCGACUCCAUCUGCCCCGGCCACCCGGAGAUCGAGCACGAGGGCAUCGAGGUGACGACGGGCCCGCUGGGCCAGGGCAUCGCCAACGCCGUCGGCCUCGCCGUCGCCACGAAACACCUCGCCGCCACCUACAACCGGCCCGGCUUCCCCGUCGUCGACAACACGACGUGGUGCAUGAUCGGGGACGCCUGCCUGCAGGAGGGCGUGGCCAUGGAGGCCAUCCAGCUCGCCGGCCACUGGCGCCUCGGCAACCUCGUCGUCAUGUACGACAACAACCAGAUCACCUGCGACGGCAGCGUCGACCUCUGCAACACGGAGGACGUCAACGCCAAGAUGCGGGCCUGCGGCUGGCACGUCGUCGACAUCGAGGACGGCAACUGGGACGUCGAGGCCAUCGUGCGCGCCAUGGACCAGGCCCGCGCCGUCCGGGACCGGCCGACCUUCAUCAACAUCCACACCGUCAUCGGCAUCGGCAGCGCCGUCGCCGGCGACGCAAAGGCCCAUGGCGCCGCUUACGGCGCCGCCGACGUCGCCAACAUCAAGAAGACCUUCGGCAUGGACCCGGAGCAGCACUUCGUCGUCGGCGACGAGGUCUACGACUACUUCCGCGGCGCCGUCUCGCGCGGCGAGCAGACGGAGGCCGAGUGGAACGCGCUGGUCGCCGCCUACGCCCGCGAGCACCCGGAGCUGGCGGCCGAGUUCAGGAAGCGCGUCUCCGGGGACUGGGUCGACGACUGGCGCAAGUUCAUCCCGGCCAAGGAGGACUUCCCGACGACUCCCACGCCGUCUCGCAAGUCGGCCGGUCUGGUCUGCAACCCCAUCGCGGCCGGCCUGAACAACCUGAUGGUCGGCACGGCGGACCUGUCGCCUUCGGUCAACAUGAUCUGGAAGGGCAAGGUUGACUUUCAGAAUCCCGACCUGAGAACAAGCUGCGGUAUCAACGGCGACUACUCCGGCCGGUACAUCCACUACGGCAUCCGCGAGCAUGCCAUGGCCGCCAUCUCCAACGGCCUGGCUGCCUUCAACAAGGGGACCAUUCUGCCCGUCACCUCGAGCUUCUUCAUGUUCUACAUCUACGCCGCCCCCGGAGUCCGCAUGGGAGCCCUCCAGCGCCUCCAGCAGAUCCACAUCGCGACGCACGACUCCAUCGGCACCGGCGAGGACGGCCCUACCCACCAGCCCAUCGCGCUGCCCGCCCUCUACCGCGCCAUGCCGAACCUGCUCUACGUCCGGCCCUGCGACAGCGAGGAGACGGCCGGCGCCUUCGUGCUGGCCAUGGAGGCCCGCGACAUGCCGACCAUCAUCUCGCUCUCGCGCCAGGCCCUGGAGCAGUACCCGCAGCACACGUCGCGCGAGGGCGUGCUCCGCGGCGCCUACGUCUUCCGCGAGGAGGAGGAGGAGGAAGCCGACGUCACGCUCAUCGGCGUCGGCGCCGAGAUGGUCUUCGCCGUCCGGACGGCCGCCCUCCUCAAGGAGAAGCACGGCAUCCGCGCGCGCAUCGUCAGCUUCCCGUGCCAGCGCGUCUUCGAGCGGCAGCCGGUCGAGUACAAGCGCGAGGUGCUGCGGUACCGGUCGCGGGCGCCGCGCGUCGUCAUCGAGGCCUACGCCGUCAACGGGUGGGAGCGCUACGCCGACGCGGGCUUCUCCAUGGCCUCCUUCGGCCACUCGCUGCCCGGCCCGGACGCGUACAAGUACUUUGGUUUCGACGAGGAGGUCAUCGCGCCCGCCGUCGCCGCGCUGGUCGACGACGUCAGGGCCAACGGCGUCGAGAGCCUGAGGGGCGAGUUCCGCGACCUCAACCCUGUCAACCACCACCACUGAAGGGGUUAGUUGGUUGGUUGGUUGGGUGGCGGUCGGUUAUGCGAGUCCGAGGAGGAGGGGAAGAAGAGAUCAAGGGGGGACGGGGGACGGGGGACGGGGGGACUGGAGGAUGAUGUUCUUCUCCCCCCCCCCAAGAGGCGCGCCGGCGUUUCCAGGGCAUAAAUCUAGUUUUGAUUUUGGUUGGUUUUCAUCCUGGGCAUUUUCAGGGAAGAUGGACGGAGUAGACACGGUUGACCCUUGAAUUCCAAUAAUAGUCAAAAAGUCAAAUGAUUAGAAUCCGUCGUAGCUUACUAGAAUAGCUCAACAGAGUACUUUGGUUGCC